UCCAAUCAGAAAGUAGCCGUUUCAUCUCGCGCUUUAAAAGUUCGUGCGAGGGCUCACACUGCCGGUAUGGAGAAUGAGAGAAAAAAGAGUUUGUAUUUCUUUGUAAAAACAGCUGGACAUACACCCAGUCAUCUCCUGAUUAUUUAUUCCUGUUGAAAGGAGUCUUAUAGCCCAAAGAGAAAAUGGCCACUUCCUCCAGCGCAAAGCUGAAUAAAGCUGUGAAGCAGCUGUACAUGGACCUGCCACAGGGAGACAAAGUGCAGGUCAUGUACAUCUGGAUUGAUGGGACUGGAGAGGGACUCCGCUGCAAGAGCAGGACUCUGGACUCAGAACCCAAGAGCAUUGAAGAUCUCCCAGAGUGGAAUUUUGAUGGCUCUAGUACGUACCAGGCUGAGGGCUCGAACAGUGACAUGUACCUCAUACCAAAGGCCAUGUUUAGAGACCCCUUCAGGAAGGACCCCAACAAGCUGGUUCUUUGUGAGGUUCUCAAAUACAACAGGAAACCUGCAGAAACCAACCUUCGUCAGAUGUGUGAUAAGAUCAUGAGCAAGGUAGUGGACCAACAUCCAUGGUUUGGAAUGGAGCAGGAGUACACACUCCUUGCCAUAGAUGGUCAUCCUUUUGGCUGGCCCUCAAAUGGUUUCCCAGGACCACAAGGUCCUUAUUACUGUGGCGUGGGAGCGGAUAAGGCCUAUGGCAGAGAUAUUGUUGAGGCCCAUUAUAGAGCCUGUCUGUACGCUGGGGUUAUGAUUUGCGGCACCAAUGCAGAAGUCAUGCCUGCACAGUGGGAAUUUCAAGUGGGUCCUUGUGAAGGUAUCACCAUGGGAGACCACCUGUGGAUAGCUCGUUAUAUCCUGCACAGGGUGUGUGAAGACUUUGGUGUUGUGGUCUCUUUUGACCCCAAACCCAUCCCAGGCAACUGGAAUGGUGCUGGCUGCCAUACCAACUUCAGCACUAAGAACAUGCGAGAGGACGGAGGCCUCAGGUAUAUUGAGGAGGCUAUUGAGCGGCUGAGCAAGAGGCAUCGCUACCACAUUCGUGCCUACGACCCUAAAGGGGGGCUUGACAACGCCAGACGUCUUACUGGCCGCCAUGAGACCUCCAACAUCAACGACUUCUCAGCUGGCGUGGCUAACCGUGGUGCCAGUAUCCGAAUCCCACGAGCUGUGGGCCAGGAGAAGCGAGGCUAUUUCGAGGAUCGCCGUCCCUCAGCUAACUGCGACCCAUAUGCUGUGACGGAAGCGAUCAUUCGCACAUGCCUACUUAAUGAGGAAGGGGAAGAGCCCAUAGAGUACAAAUGAACUGAAAAGAAAUCCCAUGUGCCUUCUUUAAAAUAAGUGAUUUGGGGAAUAGAAAUGUCAUGCCUUUUUAGUACUGUGGUUUUACUGGAAUCUUGUGCAUAGUUGACUGGUCAAUCUGAUACAAGAGUCUAAGUGGAGCUUAUCCAGGAAAGUCAUUAGCUGUCCUCAUUUUUGUUAAUAUAAAUCUCGUUGGUGCAAUCUCAGCGCAUCACCGACAAAUUGUUAUAACAGGCUUUAUUCCGGAUGCUGGUUGUCUAGUGAGUAUGGAAGAAUGAUGGGUAGAAGAUUUCUGUUCCACUCACAUAAUGUGAAACAAGUUUUUCUGUGAUCCUCUAUUUUGAGCAUUAACAUGGAUUUUAACGAUUACAUUCCUUUUAUGACCAUGUUUUAUUCUUAUUCAGUUAUGGGUACAGAUGACUGGUUUUAUGUUAUGGUUCAACUUUCAUAUGUACAUCUGUUAAUGGUGUUGGUAUUAUUCUUACUGAAUAAUUUUAUAACAGAAUUUACUUUUUUGUAUUACAGGUACAUUAAAAACAUGUGGUAUUUUCUGGUA
Pangasianodon hypophthalmus (striped catfish) is the source of this 1854-nucleotide messenger RNA. RefSeq names its product glutamate-ammonia ligase (glutamine synthase) b (gene glulb). NCBI's taxonomy places the organism in Eukaryota, Metazoa, Chordata, Actinopteri, Siluriformes, Pangasiidae. Gene Ontology annotation, cellular component: cytoplasm. Bases 183 to 1301 code for a protein of 372 amino acids. The record is from RefSeq and is a predicted model, not a curated record. Gene Ontology annotation, molecular function: glutamine synthetase activity. The transcript is spliced from 7 exons.